UCAAAAAGAGAUCCUCUGUGAAUUGCAUUGGGCUGGUAGAGGCCAUCGUUUUACUGCGUGCUGCCUUCUCCCUUCUGCUCACUUUCGCUUCGCUUCAGCUCAGUCGCAGUCUAUGUCGAUGGCCAUGGCUCUCUCUGACUUGCGGCUGCUGCGUUCCCCCGUCCCAACUCUUGUUGAUUCCUCGCCCUGCUUUCGACUUCUUCGCUUGUUUCGGUACCAGUCGAUUGUGGCUGUGCCGGCCCUCGACGCCCAAGUCACCUCCACCACUGCCCAUUCCUCCCUUCAUCGCCAUUUCUCUCCUGCAGCCGCUGGGGUUGUUGAUGAUGCUUCUGACGAGCAGCAGCAGGGGGAGGCGCCGAGCAAACUCAGUUCCAGGGCCCUCGGAAUCCGCUCUUCCAUGAUCUCCAACCCUACAAGAAAGGUUCUUGACGGCCUCAAGCGAAAAGGAUAUGAGGUUUACCUCGUUGGAGGUUGCGUGCGGGAUCUUAUUUUGAGGAGAACCCCCAAGGACUUUGACAUCAUAACCUCCGCUCAAUUAAAAGAGGUCGUGAGAGCAUUCUCUUGGUGUGUCAUAGUUGGGAAACGGUUUCCCAUAUGUCAUGUGCACAUAGAUAACACCAUAGUAGAGGUGUCAAGUUUUACGAGCUGUGGGAAACGGUUCAGUAGGAGGCUGACUGAUGAUUAUGGAAGACCUCCUGACUAUGACGAAAAGGAUUAUCUACGUUGGAGGGAUUCUUUGCAGAGAGACUUUACCAUAAACGGCCUGUUCUUUGAUCCAUAUGCGAAUAUAAUAUAUGACUAUGUGAGAGGCAUGGAAGAUAUUAGAAAAGCUAAGGUUCAAACAGUGAUUCCAGCAGGUGAAUCAUUUGGAGAGGAUUGCGCCAGGAUUCUCCGUGCUAUAAGAAUUGCUGGCCGUUUGGGAUUUCGUAUUUCAAGGGAAACAGCUUAUUGCAUUAGAACUCUCUCUUCCAAAGUUCUAAGACUUGAUAAAGGAAGGCUCUUGAUGGAAUUAAACUACAUGCUAGCUUAUGGAUCUGCUGAAGCUUCUUUGAGGUUGCUGUGGAAAUAUGGAGUCCUGGACAUACUUUUACCAUUUCAGGCGGCAUAUUUUGUCCAAAGUGAGUUCAAGAGACGUGACAAGGGAUCUAACAUGCUACUGUCUCUAUUUUCCAAGCUGGAUGAACUUUUAGCCCCCAACAGGCCAUGCCAUAGUAUGUUAUGGGUCGGAAUUUUAGCAUUUCACAAAGCACUGUUCGAUAAGCCUAGGCAUCCUUUAGCGGUAGCUGCGUUCAGCCUUACCAUCAACAAUAGUGGAGAUAUAGUGGAAGCACUGCAGAUAUCAAGGACAAUCUCGACACCUCAUUGCCCCAGGUUCCAAGAAUUGCUACAAUUGCAGGAACAGUGGGAUAGUGAUCCAGAAGCACUGAGAGAUGAAGUUAUGAAUCUUGCAGCAUCCGUCAAGGAGGUGCUGUCCAACAUGACUGAUCAAUAUUUUGUUUCUCAGGCAUUGGCUGGGUACCCUGGAGCACCUUGUUCCAAUUUGGUAUUUAUUCAUCAGGACUUGUAUAUAAGGGCAUGUCGGAUGUUCCAGUGUGUGACAAGAGGUCCAGAGGAUGGGUUCACGGCAAAGCAAGGUGGGAUUAAUUAUGAGGAGUUGGCGCAGGGGAACCUGCAGGAUGUUCGACAUACUUUUGCAAGAGUUGUCUUUGACACCGUCUACCCUCUUGACCGGAGCUUAGUGAGAUAGUCUUAAUGUGUUGUACACUAGUAUGAAAUGGCAUUGCAAGGAGCAGAGAGAAGAGGCAGUCAUGCGAGUUAUUUUGUGUUAAGAUAGUUAAUUUGUGGUACCAAUGAAUUUUUUGAGUGUGUUGGUAAUAAUUCUACUAUGAAGUUGCAAUUAGAGUGUGACUUUCCAAGUGAAGGAAAUUGUGGGAAAACAAUUCCUUGCAAUUUGUGCUGUUGAUAACAUGUGAAAAGAUUGAAGGCGAGAAGGGAUACGUAUUCAACAA
Molecule: messenger RNA, 2009 nt
Organism: Punica granatum (pomegranate)
Lineage: Eukaryota; Viridiplantae; Streptophyta; Magnoliopsida; Myrtales; Lythraceae
Source: RefSeq, a predicted model, not a curated record